This is a messenger RNA of Tripterygium wilfordii, 1345 nucleotides long. Its product is annotated as caffeic acid 3-O-methyltransferase. NCBI's taxonomy places the organism in Eukaryota, Viridiplantae, Streptophyta, Magnoliopsida, Celastrales, Celastraceae. Gene Ontology annotation, biological process: methylation. The record is from RefSeq and is a predicted model, not a curated record. Gene Ontology annotation, molecular function: S-adenosylmethionine-dependent methyltransferase activity; O-methyltransferase activity; protein dimerization activity.
GAAGGUUGAUGGCUUUGAAAAGUAGUGUCUUGUGAAGAGGUUUAAAUUUCCGCAAUCAGGUUUCUAAUCAUCAUCAACGCCCAACCUUUGAUUCUGUUCCGAUAACAUUAAAAAAACCCAGAUGAAUUCCAACGAAGGCGAAAGCCAUAUCCAAGAGUAUGCGCUGCAGUUGGCGAGUGCAUCGGUGCUUCCCAUGGCAAUGAAAGCAGCAAUUGAGCUAGGUGUGUUUGAAAUCAUAAAAGAAGCAGGCCCUGAAGCCUUUCUUUCCACAUCCCAGAUUGCCACCAAACUUCCCAUCAAAGACGACAACCCGGAUUCCCCUGUUUUGCUCGACCAUAUCCUCUGACUUCUUGUCAGCCAUUCUGUUCUCACUUGCUCUGUUUCCACCAGUAAUGGUCAGGUUCACAGGCUCUAUGGCUUGGCCCCGGUUGCCAAAUAUUUCAUUCGAAGCAGCAACGGCGGAGGAUCAUUGGCAACUAUUCUUCAGUUGAUUCAGGAUAGGGCCAUGAUUAAUACAUGGUACCACCUAAAAGAUGCAGUUCUUGAAGGUGGGCUGCCCUUUACAAAGGCAUAUGGGAUGACAGCAGUCGAGUAUGUCGGAAAGGAUGCUAGGUUAGGCGAAGUGUUCAAAACCUCCAUGACAGACUACAAUCUUUUGUUCAUGGAGAGAGUCCUGGAGAUUUACAAGGGUUUUGAAGGUCUAAAGUGUUUGGUGGAUGUUGGUGGAGGAGAUGGUUCUAUCCUUAACAUGAUCAUUUCCAAGCACCCAACUUUGAAGGGUAUCAACUUUGAUUUGCCACAAGUUAUUGAGAAAUCACCUGCUUUUCCUGAAGUUGACAAUGUUCCUGGAGAUAUGUUUGUAAGCAUUCCAAAUGGCGAUGCCAUCUUCAUGAAGUGGAUACUCCAUACUUGGGAUGAUGAAGACUGCUUGAAGAUACUUAAGAACUGCUAUAAAGCACUGCCACUAAAUGGGAAAGCGAUCGUAGUGGAUAUGGUAAUACCAGAAGCCUCCGAAGCUACUCUAUCCCUCAGAAGCUUAUAUCAGUUUCAUCUAUUCAUGAUGAACAUGAACCCCAAAGGAAAGGAGAGGACAGAGAGAGAGUUUGAAAUCCUGGGCAAAGCAGCAGGAUUUUCUAACAUCCAAGUCGCAUGUUCAGCUUUUAAUUUUUCAGUUGUGGAGCUCCACAAGUAAAUUCAAUUAACAUCUUCCUACUAGAUGUAAUACAGUGAAAAGAAAAUAAAUAAGACCAACAAGGUUUUUCUCCUGAACCUUGCACAGUCAUCUGUACUUAGUGUUAUAAAGAGAGAGAGCUCUGCUCCCAGGAUUACUUUUGGUCACUCGUUA